This is a messenger RNA of Amblyraja radiata (thorny skate), 1779 nucleotides long. It is a transcript of the gene tal1, whose product is annotated as T-cell acute lymphocytic leukemia 1. The record is from RefSeq and is a predicted model, not a curated record. Gene Ontology annotation, molecular function: DNA-binding transcription factor activity, RNA polymerase II-specific; protein dimerization activity; RNA polymerase II cis-regulatory region sequence-specific DNA binding. Bases 205 to 1167 code for a protein of 320 amino acids. Gene Ontology annotation, biological process: regulation of transcription by RNA polymerase II. The transcript has 4 exons. Lineage: Eukaryota; Metazoa; Chordata; Chondrichthyes; Rajiformes; Rajidae.
GAACGUGAUGUAAAAUCAACUCCACUCUCCAAGGCAUAAGCUGCCAAAAAAACUUAAUACAGCACAAAGAUCAGCCAUGGAGGGGGCUGAAAAUGGCUGCUAACGCUUUUCUAAUAAGCAGGGAUGAUGAAGUUGUUUCGCCAUUUCUUCCAACCUUUGACGCGAACUCAGUUAAGACAGUGACGAAUUCCAUACUUCAACACGAUGAUGGAAAAGGUCGGAUUGGAUCCUGGUGAAAAUCGCAGCGAUGACCUGAGCCCCGUUCAGAAAUAUUCCCCAGGACAGGCAGCGGGACGGACGAGCGAGCCUGCAGACCAAUCCACCGAGGGACAGCGGGUCCAAGCUGAGCAGCAAACUGCGUCAAAUGAUGGGGUUUCCAAGGAAACCAGGCACGACUCCCCUGAUCCCCUAUCGGAAGUGCCCGUCAUAAACCUGAUGCAAAGAGGGGUCCAGCCUAUAAAUGAGAGUGAUCAGAAAGGCACGUUUACUCAUUCAGUGCCGACCACCGAGUUGUCAAGACCCCCUGUGCCUCUGACUCUGCAGAGCCCAGUCAACGAGAAUCGGAUGGUCCAGUUAACAGCAGCGCACCUCACCCUGCCUGCAGCCAGAGCGAUGCUGUACAACAGCUCGUCCCAGUAUCAGACCCUGCCUCUUCUAAGCAGUGAUCCAGAACCAUUCAACAUGUUCCCCAGUAACAGAGCGAAACGAAGGUCGGGUCCUUACGAAGUGGAAGUCACUACUACUGGUGGCUCGCAGCCUAAAAUCGUGCGGAGGAUCUUUACAAACAGCAGGGAGAGGUGGAGGCAACAAAAUGUCAACGGAGCCUUUUCUGAACUUCGCAAACUGAUCCCGACCCACCCUCCCGACAAGAAACUUAGCAAGAACGAGAUCCUCCGCCUGGCCAUGAAAUAUAUCAACUUCUUGGCCAAGCUCCUGGGUGAUCAGGAGCAGGAGGGCGAGCAGCGAGGGUUACAACUGAAAGAAGGGGACAGUACCAGACUGGCCAGCGAUGACAUCGAGGAGAUGUCUCCAGACUCGAGCUGUGGAAGUUGUUUUGAUGGAACAGGAAGCCCGGGAAGCCUAAGCGAAGAGCACGAUCACCUCGAGUCACGACACGGAAACCACCAUCACUCCAUACUUCCUCCAGAUGUCAAUGGACAACGGUGAUAUCCUUGCAACAAAAAGAGCCGACAGGGAGAAUGGAAAAUUGCAGCUAAAAGAUAACAGACUGUUACACUUACCGUCUGCCGAAUCAAUUAGCGUUUUAUUUUCAUUUUCAGUACAACAUUAUCACUAACAUUUUCAGGUACAAGAAAUACUAAAUGACUGUCUUGCUGGAUGUAAAUUAGUCUGUUAUCGGAUUUACGAUUGACACUGUUUAAAUACAGGAUGUAAUAUUUCCUAAAAUCGUGGUACAUGUAAAUAUUGUACGAGCUUCGAGCGCCGUAUGUGGAGAGCAAAUGGAAAAUUUCCAUGGAGCAAAUUCUCCGUCAUGGAAAAUUCAAGACGGCCAGGAGUAGUUUUAUUUAAAGCAGUAACAUUUCCCCCUGACAUGUUGCAUGUUAGGCUUUUUAUAUCGACAUAAUCAAUUCAUACACUCUAGCCGGGACGCACUAAUCAUUUGUCAAAGAAAGACUGAGCAGGAGAGGUACUUUGUUUUACAUUAAAAUUUGGUCCCCGGAAAGGGAUCCCGGGACUUCAAACGUAAAUAUAAAUUAGAAGACCAAAUGAAAUUUUUAAGAAAAACUUGAAUUGUGGAGACAUUUUGCAAUUUAAGUU